GCGAAGGAGGAGGAGGAGGGAGAACCCCGUGCAACGUUGGGACUUGGCAGCUCGCCUCCCCCUGCCCAAGGAUAUUUAAUUUGCUUCGGGAAUCGCUACUUCCAGAGGGGAACUCAGGAGGGAAGGCGCGCGCGCCUGGAGGGGCAACGCAGGGACCCCUGGCCGCCGCCGCCUGCCUGUGCCGGACUCGAGCCUGGGCGGCAAGAGAUGCAUCUUCGCUCCUUCCCAGCCGCGGCGGCCAAGAGGAGACUUGACUCUCGGAGGAUCUGGGCUGCACUCACGCCGGACGCACCGCCUCCCCCCAGGGCAUGAAACGCCCGUAAACUCCGGUCGGAGCUAUCUCCUUGGCGCAGCCACUGCGUCCUCCUUCGGCUGCCCCUCCCCGGCGCGGGGGGCGGCGUGGAUUUCGGAGUCGGGGUUUCUGCCGCCUCCAGCCCUGUUUGCAUGUGCGGGGCCCCGGCGAGGAGCCUCCGCCCCCCACCCGGUUGUUUUUCCGCGCCUCCCUCUGCUCGGCGGCGGUGGCGGCGGCAGCAUGGCGAGCCCUCCGGAGACCGACGGCUUCUCGGACGUGCGCAAGGUGGGCUACCUGCGCAAACCCAAGAGCAUGCACAAGCGCUUCUUCGUGCUGCGGGCGGCCAGCGAGGCGGGGGGCCCGGCGCGCCUCGAGUACUACGAGAACGAGAAGAAGUGGCGGCACAAGUCGAGCGCCCCCAAACGCUCCAUCCCCCUCGAGAGCUGCUUCAACAUCAACAAGCGGGCGGACUCCAAGAACAAGCACCUGGUGGCCCUCUACACCCGGGACGAGCACUUUGCCAUCGCGGCAGACAGCGAGGCCGAGCAGGACAGCUGGUACCAGGCCCUCCUGCAGCUGCACAACCGUGCCAAGGGCCACCACGACGGGGCCGCGGCCGCCGGGGCGGGAGGCGGCGGGGGCAGCUGCAGCGGCAGCUCGGGCCUCGGCGAGGCUGGGGAGGACUUGAGCUACGGGGACGUGCCCCCAGGACCCGCCUUCAAGGAGGUCUGGCAGGUGAUCCUGAAACCCAAGGGCCUGGGUCAGACAAAGAACCUGAUUGGCAUCUACCGCCUCUGCCUGACGAGCAAGACCAUCAGCUUCGUGAAGCUGAACUCGGAGGCGGCGGCCGUGGUGUUGCAACUGAUGAACAUCAGGCGCUGUGGCCACUCAGAGAACUUCUUCUUCAUCGAAGUGGGCCGUUCCGCAGUGACGGGACCCGGGGAGUUCUGGAUGCAGGUGGAUGACUCGGUGGUGGCCCAGAACAUGCACGAGACCAUCCUGGAGGCCAUGCGGGCUAUGAGCGAUGAGUUCCGCCCUCGCAGCAAGAGCCAGUCCUCGUCCAACUGCUCCAACCCCAUCAGCGUCCCCCUGCGCAGGCACCACCUCAACAACCCCCCGCCCAGCCAGGUGGGGCUGACCCGCCGCUCGCGCACCGAGAGCAUCACCGCCACCUCCCCGGCCAGCAUGGUGGGCGGGAAGCAGGGCUCCUUCCGUGUCCGUGCCUCCAGCGACGGCGAAGGCACCAUGUCCCGCCCGGCUUCGGUGGAUGGCAGCCCCGUGAGUCCUAGCACCAACAGGACCCACGCCCACCGGCAUCGGGGCAGCUCCCGGCUGCACCCCCCUCUCAACCACAGCCGCUCCAUCCCCAUGCCUUCUUCUCGCUGCUCGCCCUCCGCCACCAGCCCGGUCAGUCUGUCGUCCAGCAGCACCAGUGGCCACGGCUCCACCUCGGACUGUCUCUUCCCGCGGCGGUCCAGUGCUUCUGUGUCCGGCUCCCCCAGCGAUGGCGGUUUCAUCUCCUCGGAUGAGUAUGGCUCCAGUCCCUGCGAUUUCCGAAGUUCCUUCCGCAGUGUCACCCCAGAUUCCCUGGGCCACACCCCACCGGCCCGCGGUGAGGAGGAGUUGAGCAACUACAUCUGCAUGGGAGGCAAGGGGGCCUCCACCCUCACCGCCCCCAAUGGUCACUACAUUUUGCCUCGGGGUGGCAAUGGUCACCGCUACAUCCCCGGAGCUGGCUUGGGCACGAGCCCAGCCCUGGCUGGGGAUGAAGCAGCCAGUGCUGCAGAUCUGGAUAAUCGGUUCCGAAAGCGGACUCACUCUGCUGGCACAUCCCCUACCAUUUCCCACCAGAAGACCCCAUCCCAGUCCUCCGUGGCUUCCAUUGAGGAAUAUACAGAGAUGAUGCCUGCCUACCCACCAGGAGGUGGCAGUGGAGGCCGGCUGCCUGGCUACCGGCACUCCGCCUUCGUGCCCACCCACUCCUACCCUGAGGAAGGUCUGGAAAUGCACCCUUUGGAGCGCGGGGGCCACCACCGCCCAGACACCUCCACCCUCCACACAGAUGAUGGCUACAUGCCCAUGUCCCCAGGGGUGGCCCCAGUGCCUAGCAACCGAAAGGGCAGUGGGGACUACAUGCCCAUGAGCCCCAAGAGCGUGUCUGCCCCGCAGCAGAUCAUCAACCCCAUCAGACGCCAUCCCCAGCGAGUGGACCCCAAUGGCUACAUGAUGAUGUCCCCAAGUGGCAGCUGCUCCCCUGACAUUGGAGGUGGCUCCAGCAGCAGUAGCAGUGCUGUGCCUUCUGGGAGCAGCUAUGGGAAGCUAUGGACAAAUGGUGUAGGGGGCCACCACUCUCAUGCCCUGCCGCACCCCAAACUACCCAUGGAGAGCAGUGGCAGCAAGCUCUUGUCUUGUACAGGUGACUAUAUGAACAUGUCGCCAGUGGGGGACUCCAACACCAGCAGCCCUUCCGACUGCUACUACGGCCCUGAGGACCCCCAGCACAAGCCAGUCCUCUCCUACUACUCAUUGCCAAGGUCCUUUAAGCACACCCAGCGCCCGGGGGAGCUGGAGGAGACUGCCCGGCACCAGCACCUCCGCCUUUCCUCCAGCUCUGGCCGCCUUCUCUAUGCUGCAGCAGCAGAAGAUUCCUCUUCCUCCACCAGCAGCGACAGCCUGGGUGGGGGGUACUGCGGGGCUAGGCCCGAGCCCGGCCUCCCGCAUCAUCUCCACCAUCAGGUCCUGCAGCCGCAUCUGCCUCGAAAAGUGGACACAGCUGCGCAGACCAACAGCCGCCUGGCUCGGCCCACGAGGCUGUCCCUGGGGGAUCCCAAGGCCAGCACCUUACCUCGGGCCCGAGAGCAGCAGCAGCAGCCACCCUUGCUGCACCUUCCGGAGCCCAAGAGCCCAGGGGAAUAUGUGAACAUUGAAUUUGGGAGUGAUCAGCCAGGCUACUUGUCUGGCCCUGUGGCUUCCCACACCUUGCCUUCUGUCAGGUGUCCAUCCCAGCUCCAGCCAGCUCCCAGAGAGGAAGAGACUGGCACUGAAGAAUACAUGAACAUGGACCUGGGGCCGGGCCGGAGGGCUGCCUGGCAGGAGAGCGCUGGGCUCCAGCAGGGCAGAGUGGGCCCUGCACCUCCUGGGUCUGCUGGCAUGUGCAGGCCUACUCGGGCAGUGCCCAGCGGCCGGGGUGACUACAUGACCAUGCAGAUGGGGUGUCCCCGUCAGAGCUACGUGGACACCUCGCCAGUUGCCCCCGUCAGCUAUGCUGACAUGCGGACGGGCAUUGUCGUGGAGGAGGUGAGCCUUCCCGGGGCCGCAGCGGCUGCUCCCUCCUCAUCCUCAGCAGCCUCUGCUUCCCCUGCUGCACCUCAAGGAGCGGGGGACCUGGUGGCCCGCUCUUCCCUGCUGGGGGGCCCGCAGGGCCCCGGGGGCAUGAGCGCCUUCACCCGAGUGAACCUCAGCCCCAACCGCAACCAGAGUGCCAAAGUGAUCCGUGCGGACCCGCAAGGGUGCCGGAGGCGGCAUAGCUCCGAGACCUUCUCCUCGACACCUAGUGCCACCCGGGUGGGCAAUACGGUGCCCUUCGGAGCGGGGGCUGUAGUAGGGGGCAGUGGUGGUGGCAGCAGCAGCACUGAGGAUGUGAAACGCCACAGCUCUGCUUCCUUUGAGAACGUGUGGCUGAGGCCUGGGGAGCUCGGGGGAGCCCCCAAGGAGCUGGCCCAAGUGUGCGGGGCUGCUGGGGGUUUGGAGAACGGUCUUAACUACAUAGACCUGGAUUUGGUCAAGGACUUCAAACAGCGCCCUCAGGAGCGCCCCCCUCAACAGCAGCCUCCCCCACCCCCGCCCCCUCAUCAGCCUCUGGGCAGCAGUGAGAGCAGCUCCACCAGCCGCUCUAGCGAGGAUUUAAGCGCCUAUGCCAGCAUCAGUUUCCAGAAGCAGCCAGAGGACCUCCAGUAGCUCAACUGGACAUCACAGCAGAAUGAAGACCUAAAUGACCUCAGCAAAUCCUCCUUUAACUCAUGGGUACCCAGACUCUAAAUAUUUCAUGAUUCACAACCAGGACCUCACAUCCUCCUCCUCAGUAGAUGGUACGAUGCAUCAUUUCAGUUUGUUUACUUUAUAACAAUCCUCAGGAGUUCGUUGACUGAACUGCACGUUCUAUAUUGUGCCAAGCAAAAAAGCACUGUGACACCAGAACAAUGAGUCUGCAUAAACUUCAUCUUCAACCUUAAGGACUUAGCUGGCCACAUGAGCUGUUGGGCCCACCACCAUGCCACGAGAGAAUGGGUUUACUCUCAUUGCAUUUACAAGAUACGUUUAUUUCAUCUGCUGCUGAAACUGUGUACGACAAAGCAUCAUUGUAAAUUAUUUCAUACAAAACUGUUCGCAUUGGGUGGAGAGAGUAUUAAAUAUUUAACAUAGGUUUUGAUUCAUAUGUGUAAUUUUUUUAAUUAAAAUGUAACAUUUCCUACAGCACAUCUUUUUUUUGGAUGUGGAACUGAGGUAUACAAUGUUCUGUUGUAAAGAGUGAAGCAAAUGCUUAAAACAAGGCUAACAGGUAUGGAUAGGGUACGAACCUUGUUUUAAGACUGUAAUUCAGAAAAAUAAUAUAAUAAGAAUCCUAGUGCCAUAGAUGAUUCUCAAUUGUAUAGAUUUAUUUGCUGAUACUAUCUCUUGUAAUAUAGCCCUGAUGUUGAGGUGAGAUCCUUACAAGAAUUGAUCUUAAUUUUGUAUUUUUCCUGUAAGGCAAUAGGCCAUGUUAAUUAAACUGAAGAAUGAUAUAGUCUACUGGGUAUUUUCAAGUGUCAGCUUAAAAUUGGCAAUUGAAUGGAAGCAAAAUUAUAAGAAAAGGAGAUCAAAGUCUUCCAUUGUAUAUACUGUAAAGAAGAGGAAACAUGGGUGAUUCCUUCAAAUCAAAAGCUCUCUUUGGAAUGAACAAUGUGGGUGUUUGUAAAUUCUGGAAAUUUCUUUCUAUUCAUAAUAAACUAGAGACUGUUGAUCUUUUCUUCUCCCCCUCCCCCGACUUCUGUAAGCUUCCUGGUCCAUUACCACCAUUUUUUUCUGUGCACACGUUAGGGUAUUUCAUUUCCUGCAUGGUCUCAAGAAAGAUGGUAAGACAAGUGACUACUUGUCUUUAAUUUCUAACCAGAAAUUAAAAUUCCAGAAAGUGUUUUUUAUCAUGA
Diceros bicornis minor is the source of this 5475-nucleotide messenger RNA. RefSeq names its product insulin receptor substrate 1 (gene IRS1). Gene Ontology annotation, molecular function: phosphatidylinositol 3-kinase binding; insulin receptor binding. The transcript is spliced from 2 exons. Gene Ontology annotation, cellular component: plasma membrane; cytosol. The record is from RefSeq and is a predicted model, not a curated record. Bases 533 to 4249 code for a protein of 1238 amino acids. Gene Ontology annotation, biological process: insulin receptor signaling pathway. Lineage: Eukaryota; Metazoa; Chordata; Mammalia; Perissodactyla; Rhinocerotidae.